GACGGCCGACGGGUGAUAGGCUGAUAGCCUUCACAGGCUUCAGACAGUUCAGUGCAAAGCUUCUCAGCAGAUCAGCUCAGGGCUGCCUAGACCAUUGUAGACAUACCGUCCAGUACCGACUGACGGUCGACAACACUGCAAAAUUCCAGGUACAAGCAGAGAGAAAGUAGUGAGUUUCUUUCACAUUUUAGUAACGUUAGCUAUAGCUCGGGGACGCCAGCGAGCAAACAAACAUCGAAUGGUUGCUGAAAAUGAGACGUAGACAAGCGGACGCGAGUCGGCCACCGAAGAGGCCAAUUGUGAAACGUCCUACAGAGCAAGGACCAGGGUUCGCCCAGUAUGUGAAGGUGUUCGCUGCCUGGGCCGCUCUACUGCUGCUUGACCACUUGUUUGAGCAGCGCCUGGAGUUGCUGAUUCCACUCUACUCCCUCUGGCGAUCCGUCCUCUACCUUCAUCGCGUCGAUGGAGCGGUGAUGAUUGGCCUCUUUCUCGGCGUUAGUCUGCUUGUGGACUGGAUGUGCCUAUGGUGUGUCCCCAUACACUGGCUGUUCUUUAUCGGCAGCGUCCAUAUAUGGGUCCAGAUGCUGUGGCAGGCAGACAGCGACCUGUAUGUGGCGACAAUACUUCUAUUUGUGUGUUUUGUAUACGUGGAGGCAACCAUACGCCUCCACACCUUGCCUAUUAUAAACGUAUACAGGCUGCUGGCGGCACACUGUACCGGCUCGCCGCUCAUAAUGCUUGUAUUGGAUGUCAAAGAGCUACUAAAAUUUCAUCUCAGAAAGCGUCGGAGAAAAGAGGUCGAGUCUGACAAUCGUUACCACCUACAUCUGGUGGAAGGCUCUUUACCGGCGCCUCUCAGAAUUCAAUGUAACGACUACGCCGAGUCCAGUAAAGGUGACCAGCGCAGUGCUAGCAGCGCUAGCGGCAGUAAAACGAUCAGCCUGGCCACGGCGCAGGACAUGGAAGUGCACAGUCAAACCCACAGUGGGUUCAUUCUGUGGCUGCUCCGCUUUAUAUUCCGGCACGUCUCGAGCUGGCUCGAGAGUGCUGGCAGCGGCGGUGAUAAAACUACUGCUGACGGCAGUAAUGUCGGUAGUAACAGCACUGCAGCUAGUAGUGGUGAUGGACAAAACCCUCUUAAAGACAUUGGUGCUAGUAGUAGUAGUAGUAGCAGUACUGUUUCUGGUAGUGGCAGUCACGGUGGUAGUGGUGCUUCACACGUGCCUGCAGCACGGGAUGCAUCUGCCGGCGUGCACGCAAGCAGUGCUGCUGGGAGCUCUUCCAAUACAGACAGUAUUGUACAGACACAUCGUCGCCGUCAUGACAACAGACCAGCGUCAAAUGCAGUUGGAGCGCACUCUGGUGCUCAGAGUCAUGGCAAACAGUCAAAAGCAGCCGCUCAUUCUGAGCAUAUCGAUGCAGCUACUUUGCAGGCAUCUUCACCAUCGGAAUCAGCUGCUUAUAGUAGUGAUGGUGGUGGCAGGCUGGGUUCAAUUGGAUCCUGCUCAGAACAUUCUGGAGUUACUGGAAACCGACCAGAAGGCUUGGUGACGAUUUCCGAGGAUCGCAGUUUGCAUCCAAGGACUGUUGGCAAUGUGGUAAAUGCCAAGAAAUCGGCGCCGUCACCAUCGCCGGUUGCUACUGUAGCACCUGUUGCUUCAACUCACGUGCAUCAGCAGCCUGCCUCCAGGAAAGAGUCCAGACUUCAGCAGGAUCUGAGCCAGGUCAAGGCAAAAUUCACGGCCAGCCAGCAGCGUGAAGAACGUCUUAAUGAUCAGGUGGACGAUCUGCGUGAUGGCAUGCGCAAGAUCCAGUCUGAGCUGAAGGAGACCCAGCAGGAGCUCAAGGAAUCGCGUGACGAAGCGGAGCGUGUGCGCCGACAACUGAAUCUAUCCAGCCAGACCAACAGCACACUACAGAAGGAAUGCGAGGCCAAAGCGGACCAGGUGGCGGCUGCUCGGCAGGCCCACGACACGGCCGAGAACGCCCUGAGAGACUUCACGCGCAAGGUGGCCGCCGACAGCAGCAGUAUUCACCAAGCAUGCCACGGCACACAGCAGAGCCUGCAGCGCGAGUGCGAGGCACAGACGCGCACCAUACGCCACCUUGAACAGCUGCUGGCCGCAGAGAAGGGUCGCAGUCAGCUGGUCAUGCUGGACGCGGAGAAGCUGAAGGCGGAAUGUGUGAAGAUCGAGCGGAAGCUGAGCAAUGAACACCGGGAGAAAAUGGCAGUGGUGAGCACCAAUCGUGACCUGCGUAAGGAGCUCGAUGAAAAGAGGAAUGAGUGCAGGCGUCUGGAGCAACAAGUUACAGAAGCACUGGCGGUGAUGCCCAUUCAAUCGUUCAUGGCUGAAGGCUCGGGAGAUAGAUCUGGUGGCAGAACAUCGUCAUCCUUUCUUGGUAGCAUGGAGGACUCCUGGGCAAAGUUUGGCUCCAUGAUGGUUGGCAGCGGAGAGGGGGAUGAAGAUGGUGGAACGCCCCUGGAUCUGUCUCCCUUGAAGCAGCGCCAACUUUCAGCUGCCCCACCGGCGCUACCAGACGGACAAGACGGAAAAUAGAGCGACAAAUGUCAUCAUCCGUGCUCCACUCAUGUCUUUGCAGUGGCCGCUAACGGCAGGUCAUCGUCCAUUCCUCCCACUGCAAUAGUUGUCUUGUUGUAGCCAGCAUCAACAUCUGCCUGAGCAGGCAGCAUAGCUUGUGAUGACCAUGACUGUGGCCUGUCACAGUGCGCACAUUGGAUAUCACGGCCGCCGUUCAGUAUUGUGCCAUCGUUAAUGUCUUUCCAUGUCUUGAUGCUCCCAUCCUACUAGUGGCAUGCUCUAACUCAGUAACGUUGCCUUUGUCAUCCCCGUGCCUGCCUGCUUUGCAGGUGUGCGCGGGCACUUAGCCCUUUCCCGAAAUGUCUAGUAUCGCGCAGAGCGAUGUUCCAAGCGUCUCAGACCAACCUCAAACUAGCCUGUUUCUUUACGGUAAAUUCCUAUAACACACUAUCCCACUGCAGGCCAGUAAGGACCGCGCAGACCAAUACCACGGUCGGCACAUGGUACGUAUUUGUUUUAUUAUUAUUUUUAUAAAAAAUCCUAUUCCGUCGGCCUAGGUUCGAUUCAACACCUUUCUCCUGGCAAUAUACCGCGAGUUUUAGUUUUAAGAUGUAACCCCGUCUUUGUACUCCGCCCGUACAACACAGCAAACAACAACAACACAGUUGCAUAGCCAGUGGCUGGCAAUGGCGAGUUUUAAGAUGUAACCCCUGUCCAGUGGUACCGUCCAGCUGGAAUGUGGAUAACAUGUCAGGACGACGUAGCGUCCCUGCAUGUGCA
Messenger RNA from Sycon ciliatum, 3320 nucleotides. Its product is annotated as macoilin-2-like. NCBI's taxonomy places the organism in Eukaryota, Metazoa, Porifera, Calcarea, Leucosolenida, Sycettidae. Gene Ontology annotation, biological process: neuronal signal transduction. The transcript is spliced from 13 exons. Gene Ontology annotation, cellular component: rough endoplasmic reticulum membrane. The coding region runs from base 252 to 2558 and encodes 768 amino acids. The record is from RefSeq and is a predicted model, not a curated record.